Molecule: messenger RNA, 372 nt
Organism: Penaeus vannamei (Pacific white shrimp)
Lineage: Eukaryota; Metazoa; Arthropoda; Malacostraca; Decapoda; Penaeidae
Source: RefSeq, a predicted model, not a curated record
AUGUUUUUGUAUAUCCCCAAUUAUCAUAGUCUCUUUUCCACAGAACCUAUUGAUCAAGUGAAUGUGACCGGCAAGAAAUGGCUGAAACAUGGUGAACUCCUGAAUUUGACUAUACAGUGUUCAGGAUCUGGCCCAUGGGGCUACUGCCAUAAGGUCUUCUAUGGGACAUAUAAUAUAACUGGCAAUGAGACUUGUAGUGAUCCACUGAUGACUAAUGACUGCAACUUCGUAGCCAUUCAUUACUUCAGAGAAGCAGGAACAUACACAUAUCUUGUGGUCAUCGAAAAUGAAAUCUCUCAUGAAAUACUGCCUUUAGCCAUUAAUGUGUAUAAUGGUAAGUGGCAUCAAAGAAAAUAAUUUGUAAUAUUUUAU